AUGCCUGCCUCUCUCGACCAGCUCUCCUCCCAGGAGGCCACCAGAGUGCAGGAUUAUCUGAGCGAUAAAAUCCAGUCAUUGGCUGAUCUCGAAAGCUUAGACUCGCUACUCUCCAAUCUUGGUGCCCAGCAUGAGUUGCAGCGCAAACAGCUGGCAGAGGCACAGGAAGCACUCGACAAAGCGACAAUUGCGUCAAAGAACCAUUCCGAUGCGGUGCGAGAACAGGCCGAAGCCUUCAAUCGACAGCAGGCCGAUAUCGACCGGCGCUUGAAGAUAAUCACACAAUCCGAAACCAGCGAUGAAGCAGUGCGUUCGUUCGAAUUGAGUAUGAAAAAGCUACAGAGGCUGGAUGUUGCCAAGGGGUAUCUGUCGCUAUUACAUGAAGUAGAAGGGUUAAGUGAGCAAGUCUCGAAGAAUGUGGAAUCGGCUCCCCAACAGUCGUUACCCCCAUACAGGCGUCUACGUGAUAUUUUGUCGUCGCUGAAAGAUGCCCAAGUCGCCGCGGAGGGCGCUGCUCCCCACCUCGUCGAUACCAUCGAAAAGCUUGUCGCCUCCGUGAAGAAGCGAAUACAGGAAGUUUUCAGCAGCCGGUUACAGGGUACACUUGAAAAGCUUAAAUGGCCUGGGAAAGAACUUGUCUUGAAUGAUGGCUUCCUUCAAGAAUGGGCUGAUAAUGUUGAUCUUUUGUUGGAUUUCCAAGAGCCUGAUCUCAAAACCCGGGAUGCUGUCACUGCUAAACACGGAGAAGAGACGCAAGUGCUAUUACCAUUGGAGGUUAUGGUCCAUCCACUAGAACUUCGCUUCAAAUACCAUUUCAGCGGAACAAAGCUAACUAAUAGGCUAGACAAGCCGGAAUACUUUCUUUCCCAUGUGUCCGAUUUAAUCGCCACUUAUGCCGGCUUCUUUGUAGCAUAUUUGCAGCCUAUCUUGGACAGACGAGCCGACUCCGUUGGCCAAGCACUGGAGUGGCAUUUCCUAAGUGCAACAAACGCUUUUAUUACUGCCUUGCUACCAAUGGUCCGACAAAAGAUAAAUGCCAUCGUUCCACAAGUGGCGACAAACCCUCAGCUUUUCAGCCACUUUUUACACGAACUCAUGAACUUUGAUACAGACCUUCGGGAAACAUGGAAUUAUCUUUCAGAUCCAUAUUCCUCUGAAGCAUGGGAGGGGCUAGCUUCCGAGCUGCUCUCUCAACAAAAUUGGUUCGACCGAUGGCUACAAGUCGAGAAGGAAUUCGCGCUCUCUAGAUAUAAAGACAUCAUUGAUACCCCAGAAAGCGGACAAAUUGACUACGACGGAGUUGAAGGAAACGCCACGAAACCAACCAACGCUGCUAUACGAGUUAACGACCUUCUUGAAACUAUAACAGACCGAUAUAAACCACUGUCCUCGUUUAGCCAGAAGUUACGCUUCCUCAUAGACAUCCAGAUCACGAUAUUCGACCAGUUCCAUGAACGUCUACUUUCUGGCCUGGAGGCGUAUCUUGCCAUGACUUCAACGAUUGGCCGCACUGUACAGGGGGGUGACCAGGGAGACCUUGAAGGCGUGGCUGGUCUCGAGAGACUAUGUCGGAUCUUUGGCAGUGCAGAAUACCUCGAAAAGAAAAUGCAAGACUGGAGCGACGAUGUGUUUUUCCUUGAUCUAUGGUCUGAACUCCAAGACCGUGUGCAAAAAAAUAGGGACGAAGGCAAGAACGUUGUAGGACCCAUGUCCAUCGCCGAAGUAGCGCAACGAACCUCGCAAACUGUGACUGAAAACAACCUGACCAACAAGAGCCACAUGUCUGAGGGGGCCCUGUUCGACGAGACCGCAUCGGCAUACCGUCGUCUCAGGAUGCGCUCCGAGAGCAUCCUCAUCUCUACAUUCUCCACCCAAGUCCAGUCCUCGCUAAAAUCCUACUCUCGCGUUUCCACAUGGUCAUCACUUUCGUCACCCUCUGCGAGUUUCCCUCAUCCGCUCACGUCUGAGUUGACGGCUGCUAUUCGCAUCUUAUCCUCGAAUAUCUCUUUCCUCGCCCGCGCCUUGGGAACUGCGCCUUUGCGAAGGAUAACAAGGCAGGUUCUGCUUUCAGUGCAAACAUUCCUUUGGGACAAUGUAGUUCUACGCCACUCCUUUUCCGCCGCUGGUGCCUCGCAACUCGCCAGUGAUGUCCAUCACAUAUGCGGUGUCGUUGACAGCGCCAUUAGCGUUCAGGGCCCUCCAGCUCAAGGCGAAGCAAGACGCACCAUCAAAAAGCUCAACGAGGGGCUGACUCUUUUGGGUUUGAAAAUAAAACCACAAAAUGUCCCAGAUGAAUCACAGGAUGUGCAACAUGCUGACGAGAAGAAAGAGUUGGGGCUGUGGGAGGUGGAAAGAAAACUAUUUGCGAAUAAUGAAUCUGCUCGUGAGGUUUUGAAUGAAUUGGACAUUGAUACGUUGACCGAGGCAGAGGCGAGAGCGGUGUUGGAGAAGAGAGUUGAGAUUCGGAGUUGA
Talaromyces rugulosus is the source of this 2472-nucleotide messenger RNA. RefSeq lists its product as uncharacterized. NCBI's taxonomy places the organism in Eukaryota, Fungi, Ascomycota, Eurotiomycetes, Eurotiales, Trichocomaceae. Gene Ontology annotation, cellular component: Dsl1/NZR complex. Gene Ontology annotation, biological process: regulation of ER to Golgi vesicle-mediated transport; endoplasmic reticulum to Golgi vesicle-mediated transport; retrograde vesicle-mediated transport, Golgi to endoplasmic reticulum. The record is from RefSeq and is a predicted model, not a curated record. The transcript is spliced from 5 exons. Bases 1 to 2472 code for a protein of 823 amino acids.